Molecule: messenger RNA, 1254 nt
Organism: Miscanthus lutarioriparius
Lineage: Eukaryota; Viridiplantae; Streptophyta; Magnoliopsida; Poales; Poaceae
Source: the annotation of a GenBank genome assembly
AUGGAAAGACAUUUUAGUAAGAAAGAUGUGUCGAAGAGUAGUGCUGGAACUAAAGAGAAUCGGGUCGCUGAUCUAGGACUUGUAAAGCCAACUGAUGAGUUCCAUCAUGAUAAUAGGGAUGAUGCUAAAACAGCAUAUCUACAAAUGGGUCCAUGCAAACCAUUUGGUCAUAAGGUUCCACAGGGUAAAAGUCAAACAAGAGGCUUUGUUGAAUCAUGGCUUGGUCAAUUUGAUUGGUUACAGUACAAUAUUGACAAGGAUGCAGCUUAUUGUUUUUAUUGCUAUCUAUGUAAGCCACAAAAAACCAGUAAUGUUGGUAAUGCUACAUUCACCAAAGUAGGGUUUAAGAAUUGGAAGAAUACAAAUGAUGCUUUCAAGGAGCACGCUCAAGCAAUUGAUUGUUUUCGUAGUAAUGCAAGAAAGGGCGCCCUUCAUUUCAAUAAUCAGAGGAAAAGUGUACAGCAUGUGUGGACUGUGACAAGUGCGGCAGAUGAAGAGGCAUAUAAAGCUCGUUUAACUACCAUGUUAGAGAUGCUUGAAUGGUACAGAAAGAAGGAUUCUAAAGCUGCACUUGUGACUGGUGAAAAUGCUCCUGGGAAUAAUCAAAUGAGUUGCCCAAUAGUUCAGAAAGAUUUAGUUAGAGCUUGUGCAGAGGAGACAAGUGAGAUUGUCUGUGAGUUAAACAAUAGAUUUCCUGAAAGAUCAACUCAACUAUUGAGACGUGUUGCUUGUCUUGAUCCGGGGGAUUCGUUCGCCAACUUUGAGGUAGAUAAGUUAUUUGAGCUUGCUAAGAUUUAUGUCGAUGACUUAUCAGAUUAUGACUGCUUGAGGCUUUUGGAUGAACUUCCUAUAUUCAUUGAUGAAGUUAGAAAUGAUAAUGAUUUCUCAACUUGUAUUGAUCUUGGAAACCUUACUGAGAAGAUGGUUCAAACUGAUAGAUAUACACAUUUUCCUUUGGUGUGUCAUCUCAUUGAACUUGCAUUGACUAUCAUAAGGACUGAACGGAGAAAUAAAGUAAAUGAUGAUUGGUUGAAUAGUAGCAUGAUAAGUAUUCAACAGGAUUUAUUUGCAUCAGUUGAAGAUGAAAAAAUUCUAAAGCGUUUUCAAGACUUAAAAUUGAGGAUGGCAGCUAAAAUGGAGUGGAGUGUGAAGACAUGUUAUGUUCAGUUUCCUGAUUCUACAUUCAUGGAGAACCCAAAGUCUCUGUUCAACCAAUGCGCAUAUACAAAUGUGCCAAGAGGACCAAGACUAUAA